UUAGGUGAGGAUAAGCUUAAUUGACAAUACCCUCUUUCUCAAAAUGCUUGAAAGCUCAAAUAUAUCUGGACAUUAAUCCUCCCUCCGAUCAGUUUUGACCCAAAAAAAAAAACCAGUCUUGGAAUAAUUUUCAAUUUCAUUGUGUAUAAAGUUGUAGCCUUUUUCAGUGUGGUGUGGCUGAUAUGCUAUUUAUUUGGAAUGAAAACAUGAGGAUUUUGUGAUUUAGCUGAGAGUUGUGCAAGGAGCUCUGAAUUGUGGGGGUUUGCUGGAGUUUUCUAGAGAAUGGCGUGUAAAGGGUGUUUGGAGUGCUUGCUGAAGCUCUUGAACUUCUUAUUGACCCUUGUUGGACUGGGAAUGAUUGGAUAUGGCGUAUAUCUCUUUGUGGAAUACAAAAACCACUCUUCAUCUGGGAAUAUUGAGCCGCCGGGUUUUGAAGUGAUACAGCUAGGUCGCCCUAUGCUUAUGGCUGUAUCUUUUGCAAAUAACAUAUUCGAUAACCUCCCAAAUGCUUGGUUCAUAUAUUUGUUUAUUGGUAUCGGCGUAGUUCUUUUUGUAAUAUCUUGCUUUGGCUGCAUUGGAGGUGCAACAAGGAAUGGGUGUUGCCUGUCUUGUUAUUCUGUGUUAGUAAUGUUGUUGAUCUUGGUAGAAAUUGGAGUUGCUGCAUUUAUAUUCUUUGACAAAAGUUGGAAGAAGGAAAUUCCAACAGACGAAACGGGUAACUUUGACACGAUAUAUGAAUUUUUGGAAGAUCACUGGGACAUUGCUAGAUGGGUGGCCCUUGGGGCAGUAGUGUUGGAGGCCCUUGUAUUCUUGUUGGCACUUGUAGUAAGGGCAGCUAACAGACCGGAAGACUAUGAUAGCGAUGAUGAGUAUAUAGGCGGUCCUAGACAACAGAUCCGCCAGCCAUUGGUUAACAACUGGCAAACCUCUAGCGCUCAAAGCGCACCUGUUGCAGCUACUGUUGACUCUCGGGCGCCUAGUCGGACUGAUGCAUGGAGUGCUCGUAUGAGGGAAAAGUACGGGCUUGACACUUCGGAGUUCACGUACAACCCAUCGGAGCCAAACCGGCACCAACAAACAGCUGCACAACCUCAAGAGGAGAGUAGUCGAUGUACUAUAAUGUGACAAUAUUAAAUGGUUUGCGUCGUGCAGCAACCGUUGUUAUGCAUGUUUGCUUUUGAGCUGAUUUCUUUUAGUUGGUAUGGUUGUUUGUAUCUCUCUGUUAUGAAGUUAGUGUAAAAAUCGAGCCUUUUGCGGGUUUAUUUGAUCUUCUUUUGUUUGGUCGUUGUGUACGAUGUACAAAUUGAAUCUUUUGUGAAUUUAUGUUAUCUUGUGUUCUCUCUAAUUUUCGAGAGACGUUUCUUUUUCAAA
Messenger RNA from Ipomoea triloba (trilobed morning glory), 1371 nucleotides. RefSeq names its product tobamovirus multiplication protein 2A-like. NCBI's taxonomy places the organism in Eukaryota, Viridiplantae, Streptophyta, Magnoliopsida, Solanales, Convolvulaceae. The coding region runs from base 283 to 1125 and encodes 280 amino acids. The transcript has 7 exons. The record is from RefSeq and is a predicted model, not a curated record. Gene Ontology annotation, cellular component: membrane.